Sorex fumeus (smoky shrew) is the source of this 3373-nucleotide messenger RNA. RefSeq names its product SKI like proto-oncogene (gene SKIL). Lineage: Eukaryota; Metazoa; Chordata; Mammalia; Eulipotyphla; Soricidae. Gene Ontology annotation, cellular component: nucleus. Gene Ontology annotation, biological process: negative regulation of BMP signaling pathway. The record is from RefSeq and is a predicted model, not a curated record. The transcript has 6 exons. Gene Ontology annotation, molecular function: RNA polymerase II cis-regulatory region sequence-specific DNA binding; SMAD binding; DNA-binding transcription factor activity, RNA polymerase II-specific. Bases 838 to 2898 code for a protein of 686 amino acids.
CUUUUAAAUUCAGGUUCUUUUAGCUAACUGGUAUUGAAUUUAAAGAAAUCGUUCAAGAUUUACCUUUGGUAAAGUGAACUCAGUUUAAGAUUAAGAAACUGGUUUCAAACUGACCCUCUGGCCUCUGGAGCAAAUUCAAAUUUAACUUCCCAUCCCCCUUCUCUUCCAGAUUCAUUGAAAGAAGAACAAACAGUAAUUCUUGAAGAGAACUGAGCAAUUUUACUUGUACCAUUUUCAAUUAAGUUCAAGUGGAGUCAAAGAGUUUUCUUACUGGUUCGAAGAUUUAUAAGCUUUUAUUUUAUCAACACAGACCAACAGAUCAUUUUGAGAGACGGUCCUUCACUCCCCCACUUUGUGUGUGUGUGUGUGUCUUCAGUGCCAAAAAUUAAUUUUGGGUGCAGCAUAUUGACUUGCUUGUGUCUAAUUUUGUGACACGAGCAGUUGCGUACAUUUCUCUGUCUUUUGCUAAAAAACAGAUUACCUUUACCUAGGCAUCUUGAUUUGAGAAAAUUACUGACUUUUUGAUUUUGUAUAUAAUCUAAAGAAUUUUUUUAAAGAGACUUUUUCCCAGGCUGACUGUUAAAAUCAUAUUCUUUCUUGUUAGGGGCAAGGAGAAAUUUUACAGCAUUUGCCCUGAAAUUUUGAGUGCAAACAGAAUACAGUUGCAACAUCUCUUGAGUACUGCAGGGAAAUUUGGAAAAAUUUUUUUGAAAUUUCUUUUUAGGAGAGUUGAGUUACCAUAAUUAUUGGUAUAUGUUACUCUCUUUCCUUCAAAUACGGAAUUAAGUAACAAUGCAAAUCUCAGACUUGGUUAUUUAAACUUGAUACUUUUUAGCAAUGGAAAACCUACAGACAAGUUUCUCCGCGGUUCAGUGCUCAAGUAAAAAACUGAAUGGGAUGGAAGACGAUGGCAGUCCUCCAGUGAAAAAAAUGAUGACGGACAUUCACGCGAGUGGAAAAACGGGGAUGAACAAAAUGCCUACGGUGAAGAAGGAACACUUGGAUGACUACGGGGAAGCGCCAAUGGACACGGACGGAGAGCCGGUCAAGCGGGCCUGCGCCUCGGUGCCCGAACCGUUGCAUUUAAAUCCCAGUCUGAAGCACACUCUAGCCCAAUUUCACUUGAGUAGUCAGAGCUCUCUGGGUGGUCCAGCGGCGUUUUCAGCCCGGUAUUCCCAAGAGAGCAUGUCGCCUACAGUGUUUCUGCCUCUCCCGUCGCCUCAGGUCCUUCCUGGCCCACUCCUCAUUCCUUCUGACAGCUCCACCGAGCUCACGCAGACUGUGUUGGAAGGGGAGUCGAUUUCUUGCUUUCAGGUCGGAGGGGAAAAGAGACUGUGUUUGCCUCAAGUCCUAAAUUCUGUCCUCCGAGAAUUUUCACUCCAGCAAAUAAAUACAGUGUGCGAUGAGCUGUAUAUUUAUUGCUCAAGGUGUUCCUCCGACCAGCUUCAUAUCUUGAAGGUCCUGGGAAUACUUCCGUUCAAUGCCCCGUCCUGUGGGUUGAUCACAUUGACUGAUGCUCAGAGACUCUGUAAUGCUUUACUGCGACCACGCACUUUCCCCCAAAAUAGUAGUCUACUUCCUGCUAAGAGCUCAUUGGCCCAGUUAAAGGAAACGGGCCGUGCCUUUGAAGUGGAACACGAAUGCCUUGGCAAGUGUCAGGGUCUGUUUGCACCCCAGUUUUAUGUUCAGCCUGAUGCACCGUGCAUUCAGUGUCUGGAGUGUUGCGGCAUGUUUGCACCACAGACGUUUGUGAUGCAUUCCCACAGGUCACCUGACAAAAGGACUUGUCACUGGGGCUUUGAAUCAGCCAAAUGGCAUUGCUAUCUUCACGUGAACCAAAAAUACCUAGGGACGCCCGAAGAAAAGAAACUGAAGAUCAUCUUAGAAGAAAUGAAGGAGAAGUUUAGCAUAAGAAAUGGAAAGAGAACUCAAUCGAAGAUUGAUACACCACCAGGAUUGGAAUUGCCGUCAUGGUACCCUGUUAUAAAGCAGGAAGGUGAUCAGAUUUCUCAGACACAUUCAUUUUUACACCCCAGCUACUACUUAUACAUGUGUGAUAAAGUGGUUGCCCCCAAUGUGUCACUCACUUCUGCUGCAUCUCAGUCUAAAGAGGUCACAAAGCCAGAAGCAAGUAGAGCUACGUCAAGACAGUCAGAGAAGCCUCACAGUAGUGGGAAACAUCAGAAAACAGUGUCUUACCCAGAUGUCUCACUUGAGGAACAGGAGAAAAUGGAUUUAAAAACAAGUAGAGAAUCGUGUAGCCGUUUAAAAGAUCCAUCCACCUCAAACACUUCUACUGGUAAAAAGAAACCUGAGUCUGUUAGUUGCAACUUGGUCAGAGAGUCAAGCAAGAUGGAAAUUGACCAUGAUGCUCCAGCUUCGACUUCACAUCUCGUCAAAGACAUUAUUUGUGAGGAUGAUAAAGGAAAAAUCAUGGAGGAAGUAAUGAGAACUUAUGUGAAACAACAAGAAAAACUGAACUCUAUUUUGCAGAAAAAACAACAACUUCAGAUGGAAGUUGAAAUGCUGAAUAGUUCUAAAGCUAUGAAGGAACUCACUGAGGAACAGCAGAAUUUACAGAAAGAGCUUGAAUCUUUGCAAAAUGACCAUGCUCAAAGAAUGGAAGAAUUUUAUGUUGAACAAAAGGAUCUAGAGAAAAAGUUAGAGCAGGUUAUGAAGCAAAAAUGUACCUGUGACUCAAAUGUAGAAAAAGACAAAGAGGCUGAAUAUGCAGCACAGCUGGCUGAGCUGAGACAGAGGCUGGACCAUGCCGAGGCCGAUAGGCAAGAACUCCAAGACGAGCUCCGGCAGGAGCGGGAGGCAAGACAGAAGCUGGAGCUGAUGAUAAAAGAGCUGAAACUGCAAAUUUUGAAAUCAUCAAAGAUUGCUAAAGAAUAGAACCUUUUAAGGAGAUACAUUUGUAUAUUCUGAACAGGGUUUAUUUUUCUUUUUUUUUUCCCUUUGGUAAUUGAAUUCUGAACAAUUUCCGUGCACAAAAAUAACUUGACAGUCUGUCAAUUUGUAGAUCCGAGAAAAUGAAAAAUUAUAUAUUAGUACCUAACUUUUUACAUUUUCCAGAUGAAUGAAAACGUCUGUUCGUUUGUACUUUCCCCCACGUCCAGUUUAGUAACAAGGCUAUGUGGUUUCAAUGAGUAAAUAAUCUGCCUAUAUUUCUAAUGCAAAUAAAUACCUACGACUUGUAUACUUUUUAAAAUCUUCAUUGCAUGAUGGAAAAUAGUUGUCAAUAUUGUUCAUAUUGCAGACACAAUUUUAGAUACAUCAGAAAAUUAAAAUAUAUAUAGUCACCUAAGGUGACUUCAAUUUGUUUUGUUUUUGCUUUUUGAGUCACACCCAGCGAUGCCCAGGGGUUACU